Molecule: messenger RNA, 822 nt
Organism: Callithrix jacchus (white-tufted-ear marmoset)
Lineage: Eukaryota; Metazoa; Chordata; Mammalia; Primates; Cebidae
Source: RefSeq, a predicted model, not a curated record
AGCCGGGAUGCGCCGCCGGUGACUGGCGAGAGGAUCACAGCGUGGAGGGUCCCUGGGAGGGGCUGCAGCGCUAGGGAUUGGGGAUAGAGCUCCCAGCGUGUAGGAGCCCUAGAGGAGGAGAGCACCUUCGGGCAGGGACCCUGGGGGCAGGACUUCACUUCACUUCCAGGGACAGGAAUUACUUCCCUCUACGACUGUGUUUUUAAGAGGCGCCUAGAUUAUGAUCAGAAGUUGCACCGAGAUGACAGAGAACACGCAAAAAGCCUGGGACUUCAUGUUAAUGAAGAGGCCUUGGCAUAAGCUGAGCCAUCUUCCAAGGAUUGUUCCAGAAGCCACAGAGUGGAGGCUGUCCAAAGAUCCCCUGCCCCGGAUUCAAGAGGUAAUCAGCAACCACAGGUUGUGCCACAGAGAGGAACAGAACUGCUUCCGGGUCUCUCCCAGAGCCCCGACUAUCGGUUUUGGUCCCCGGAGGCCAUUCACCCUCAGGGAAGUGACUCUGUUAGUCUGCAGGGCAGCAGCGCCCAUCCUGUUUAUGCAUGAAGCACUUUACUACUUAAGUCGGAAAGGAGACAGGUGUAAGCUGGUCCCAUGCAGGGAAAUCAAACACGACUUCAGGUCCUCUUUCUCUGUUGUUUUUCGGCUUAGAGGCAGACCUUGUUGUAUUGUGCUUUGCUUUACUGCACUGCGUAGAUACUGCGUUUUUCAUGAAGUGAAGGUUUGCGGCCACCCUGCCUUGACCAAGUCUAAUGGCACCAUUUUCCCAGCAGCAUGUGCUCAUUGUGUGUCUCCGUGUCAGUAUUUUUUGCAAUAAAGUAUUUUAAA